This is a messenger RNA of Fusarium odoratissimum NRRL 54006, 1478 nucleotides long. RefSeq lists its product as uncharacterized. Bases 851 to 1273 code for a protein of 140 amino acids. The record is from RefSeq and is a predicted model, not a curated record. Lineage: Eukaryota; Fungi; Ascomycota; Sordariomycetes; Hypocreales; Nectriaceae. The transcript has 2 exons.
GGCGAUAUCUACAGCUCCAUUAUAGACUAAUUAAAAGAUAGGCCGAUGGCUCUUUAGGAGAUAUCGCGGGGAAGAGGGGCCAAUAGCUCCGAAUACUCGGGAUUAACAAUCACUCACUGAUGUCAUUGUUAAUAAUGCCAGAUAAACAUGUCAGUUUUUUUUACCCUCUCUCUCACUUCCACUUUCUCUUGGCGAUGUCUCAGACGAGUCAAAAUGCCACUUUCAAGUCCCGGCUUAUUUCCUUUUUUAUUUUUUUCAACCAAGGGUGCAGGUGGGCUGUUUCUCAUCUUCACCCCCCGGAACCACUGCCGAUCCCGCCACUGAGAGAAGAGAAAAGAGACAACACCAUCCAUGGAUCGCUAACAUGCCCCCCAAAAGUGCUUCUAGAAGAACUAGCACUCCCUCUAAAUAAGUAAACUUUAGUGGGCUCUGUUCUCUCCUCUGAUUCUAACCUUACACUGAACUCCAUAGAGAGCGCUAAAUUAACUUGAGUCUGUUUGGCCUUGUUAUCUCUUCUCUCACAUCAUCUCAUCAUUUGCUUGCUUCUUUGUGCUGCGCCGUAUUUUCCCCUUUUGUGUGGCUCCACCCGCUCAGACGCAGGCAGCACAAAGCUCACACUCUUUUUUGGGGCGUUUCGCCCUUUUACGAUCUCACAUUCCAUUUCAGAGACAUUUUCAGCUCAGAUCAUAUUUCCUUUCCCCCAUGUAUAUUUCCGUUUGUGUCCGUGUCUUAUACUUGAGCCGCGCGUAAAUUACUCUCACUUUGCACCUUUAUCACACCUGCCACUGUAUCUCUAUAUCUCACACGACCACUGUUGAUCUCUUCAUACAAUUGUUUGAUCGUUACUCCAAUGAAUACUCCAAACAGAGCUGCCGUUGUACAUCCUCAAUACGACGCCCAGUCUACCCAGCAAUUACUCGCUCUUGUUCAACAUCUUCAGGUUACAUCGAGGACUAUGGCCAAGCAAACACCCGCGUCCGACCAGAAAAAUAGUACCAUCGUCACCGAUAUUGGCGAUUAUCUCAUCCAAGCUGCUCAGGCAUGGGCACAGAUGACAGAUGCUCUGGUGGAAAGCCGACAGGUUCAGCAAGCAGUGGUUGAUGCGCAUGAACAAGCCAUGGUCAACAAUCAUCUUUCCGAUCUAUCUACUGUCGUCUCUAUGGAUGUUGAUCUUACAAAGCUCUCCAAAAUCCGCGAUUUAACAGCGCAGUUCUCCCGAGAUGUACAUCAAGUUUGGCAGAAUGAUGCGCCGUGUCCGGGAAAAUCGCCAUGACACAUCAAUUUUCGAAUAGAGGUUCUUGGGAUAGGUUCACUGGGUUAUUUCAUAGGCGUUUCUGGAAUGAUAUCCGCAUCUUGGUUGGAAGAUUGCUGCGUUAUUUCAUUCAUCAUUUGCUCACUAAAAUUGCAUAUUCUGUUUCCUCUCCUCCAAGUCUACCGCCUUACUGUGUACCUCCUGACCCGACCUCUGUUGCUGUGAC